This is a messenger RNA of Cornus florida, 684 nucleotides long. RefSeq lists its product as uncharacterized. Bases 1 to 684 code for a protein of 227 amino acids. The record is from RefSeq and is a predicted model, not a curated record. NCBI's taxonomy places the organism in Eukaryota, Viridiplantae, Streptophyta, Magnoliopsida, Cornales, Cornaceae. The transcript is spliced from 3 exons.
AUGCCACUACAAAAAGAACCCAGAGGUGUUGGCUCUAUGCUGAAAAUAGGUGAUGUUGGCGAGAGUUCUAACUUUAAUCCAGUGGAACAUGUCGUUGAGGAUACGUUUCUUAGGGAUUUGAUUCCCCCAAGAAGUGUUCCUACCAGAAGGAACAAUGUUCAAACACCCGUUGAAGAGGGUGAAGUGAUGUUUGAGGGUGGUGCGGAUCCAAUGGAAGUAGACGAUUAUAUGGAUCAAGUUGAAACUCAAUUGACCUCUAUGAAUGUGACGAAUGAUUAUGUGAAAAUCAUCAUAGCCACUUACAAGUUUUCCAAGGACGCCAAGCUUUGGUGGAAGUUGAUCACAAAUCAAAUCGAGGGGUAUCACAAUAGGUUCAAAGAGUUGUUCUAUGAAAAGUAUUUCCCUGCUCCCAAGAGGUGGGAACUAAGGGACCAGUUUAAUGGCUUUAUCCAAAGCAAUAUGUCUGUGACGGAGUACGAGAACAAGUUCACCUCUUUCUCUCAUUUUGCUCUAGAGAUGGUGAACAAUGAAGUUGAAAAGACUAGGAAAUUUGUCUCCGGGCUUGAUUACAAAAUAAGGCCGCUAAUAACGGCACAAUACAUCAAGGUUUAUUCUGAGGCUGUGGAAAGAUCAUUGAUGCUAGAAGCGGAGGCCAAAAAUAAAGAUGCAAGAAAGGAACAGUGA